AUGGAAGCCCUUUGUCAAGAGUGGGAAAGGCCUUCACGGAAUGAGAAGGGCAUCUUAAAUGAAAUCGAUCCCAUACCCGCGAUUGCGAUUGAGGAGUUUUCCCAGCUCAAGGCACCAAGAUGCCCGAGUGCGCCAUGUUCUGGUAGAUUACUUACACAUUGGAUCGGGAAGAGAGAUGGGAAAAAGACUGCAAGGGCAUAUGGUACGCAAAGGAAAUCCGAUUUCGGUCAAGGACUGCCUCUUCCGGCCCCUUCCGGCCAAGUCAACUCGGCCCCGUGGAUAGAGGAUCCCAGAGAAAUCGAUAUCCUGUUGGGAUCUUCGUCUGUGCCGGGCACGUCUGUUGAAACGGGCACGUCUGUGACUCAACCUAGAGCUGGACCAGUAAACCCAGAGGCGGCCGACUCCUCCCAAACUUCUGGAGAUCCAGUCGCUUCCCCGGGGGAGGAAGCUGACUCCAAUCCCUCUUCCGAGGACAUACAAAUGGCUCGGAUUCACACCGAAGACCUAUUCGAGGUCAAGGUUGAGAUUAUAAAACUCAUGGCGGUCCUUGACCCAACGGGAGAUUGGAUGGGACGAGGAGCUAGAGCUCUCGAUAAUCCUCGUACCGCCACGGGGGAGGAGUCCGUGGGGAAACUCUAUGCCCUAUUGGAGGACCUGCAGACGAAUGGAGUGCAAUCACCUUCCUAUAAGAAAUUGAAAGGGAAGGUGUUCCAACGCAUUGAUCCAGAUAUGUCCGCAUAG
Molecule: messenger RNA, 741 nt
Organism: Dovyalis caffra
Lineage: Eukaryota; Viridiplantae; Streptophyta; Magnoliopsida; Malpighiales; Salicaceae
Source: the annotation of a GenBank genome assembly